CCUUAUGAUCAUUAUGGAAGAUCCUAUAUAUCCAAAGAAGUUAGCAUGCGAAGAAUCAAACAAAACCUAGUUCCUGUUCAAAAUUUCACUGCUGCUCCUUCAGUUCAGAAUAGAAUAAUCGGGGAGAUCAUUGUUCCAGAUGCACCACCACCAAAUGCUGCGGUGCAGCAUAAAGUAACAGAAGCCAUUGUUAAAAUAAAUAGUAAAAUUAAAAAAUGUCAAAAAACCUAUAACACGACAACUGACCAAGAGUUACAAGAAAAUCAACAAGUGGUGAAAUACGAUUCGCCCGGGUGUCUUUCUUUAUUGUUCAAGCAUCCAGACUUGCUUGAACAAAUUCAUAAUA
Messenger RNA from Cetraspora pellucida, 346 nucleotides. The record is from the annotation of a GenBank genome assembly. Lineage: Eukaryota; Fungi; Glomeromycota; Glomeromycetes; Diversisporales; Gigasporaceae.